UUUCGAUUGUGAAUUCACAAGCACAAACCUACACUUAAUUGUUAUCUUGACAAUAUUAAAAUAACUGGAGGAUAAAAACCCCACCUUCUCUGCAAUAAUUAUCCAAAAUAUAUUACACUUUAACAUGGAAGAAGGGAAACAAAUGUCCCUAUAUGGGAAGACUACUAUGACUCCACAAGAGGAAGUUGGCUGGUGGGAAAACGUAGUUUACCGGACGGACAAUAUCAGCCGGAAGCACUUGGCUGUGGUUGGAAAUGGCUCCCUACUUUGGCCAGGCAUUAAAAAAUGGAGCAGACAUGAAUUGGACGACGCCAUUGCUGCUCGGAAAGAUGCCUGGUUCGGGGCAAGGACGAAACAAACGGUGGCCGAGGUAAUUUCACCAUACGAGCGAUUUUUCAACGCCGAGAAUGGCUACAACGCCAAGAUGCACCGGGAUGACCGGAAGAGCGUCGACAUGAUCGGCUGUUCUAUUCAUGAGGAGGAAAAGAACCGCACAAUUCCACUACUCUCAUCUUCACUCUACGGGCACCGUUUGGGCCAAUCCUUUGAAACCUUCUCGCGGAGUAACGUGUAUGUGGAUCGAGUUAGGAAGGGGUUCUUACACAGACGGGGAACAGGUCUGCCGCCGAUCCAUGACCAGCAUUAAGAAAAACCUACACUAAAGAACAUUGAUGUUUCAUACUUAAACAAUAUCACCUUAAAUUUCUGUAUAGCUUUGCAACAGGCCAACAUAUAAAUGCUCAAUAUCAAUAAAAUCAAGAUUUUCA
Messenger RNA from Mya arenaria, 767 nucleotides. RefSeq lists its product as uncharacterized. The transcript has 5 exons. The coding region runs from base 125 to 646 and encodes 173 amino acids. Lineage: Eukaryota; Metazoa; Mollusca; Bivalvia; Myida; Myidae. The record is from RefSeq and is a predicted model, not a curated record.